Messenger RNA from Paramuricea clavata, 7800 nucleotides. The record is from the annotation of a GenBank genome assembly. NCBI's taxonomy places the organism in Eukaryota, Metazoa, Cnidaria, Anthozoa, Malacalcyonacea, Plexauridae.
GUGUUCUUGUCUUGCUGAUCUCGUGAUUUCUCGUGAUGGCUUCAGAAGUCAGGUAAAACUUUUUAACACAAUUUUUUCGACACAAACUCUACUUUCAUUAAAUUAAACUCUUUACACUUUCUUAUUUUCAACAGUUCGUGUUUUCAACUUGGUCCAGACGGCCUGUGCGUGCCAGUGAAUUUGCACGCGACGAACCGCGCACGGCUUUGUGAAAGGUUGAAAAGUAAAAGUGUUGAAAAUGGAGCUAUCGUGCUCUUGCAAAGCGGGGAAGAGAAAUGCCGUUAUGAUACGGAUACAGAGGUUGUUUUUCGUCAGGUAUUUGAGCUUUAUUUAUGUACAGAAUAUAAAAAUAAGUACUACUUUCACAAUUGUAUAUUUUUAAUAUUGUUACUGGAAUUAGGGGGGUGCAGGGGAAAUUGCCCACCCCAGAGAAAAUUUAUCUUAACAAUUUUAAAAUGUUAUGAAUCAUAAAACAGUUUUUUUGUACAACAAUAUGGUGGCCAUAUCAAAUGCUUCUGGUCUGGUUAUUUUCCACCAAAAUGCCAAGAUUCUUUUUCAGAGUGAAUUAGUUUAUGUGAUUCUAAAGCGAACAUAACCAAGUGUUAUACAUGGUACUCUAUGUAUUGCGUGGUUUUUAGCUGCAUUUAAAAUUAUGCUGACAUCAGCAUUAAAAAAUUUUGAAAAUCAAAAACCAGAACUCAUAGAAUGAAAUUUUCAAUGAAGGCUCUUAAUAAUAAUGAUCUACAAAACAUAUAAAACUGUGCCAUUUUUAUACGCUUUGUAUUUUAUAUUUAAACCUCCUGGUGGAAAAAUCCUGCGUACAAUCCUGCAAAUGAACAUAAUACGAUAUCUCUCUUGAUAGAACUAAGGCCACUAUUUGUUGCAUAUUAGUUUCUCAUCCGGGGCUUCACCUAAAGUUGAUGCAGGCAGGCGGGCCAUUACCAUUAUCCCACUAUUUGUAGCAUUGCAAAACAGCACAAAAUUAGUGAAUGCAACUGAAACCAUGUUUUCAUAUUAAAAAUAUGGCCUCUCGACAUGACCACAUGUGAAAUAAUCACAGAAUAGAGAAAUAAUUUUGUAGCCAAGUCGUCUCGCGUUUUUUUUGCUGCCCCUGGCUUCCGGUAGAACUUUUAUGUAAAUGCAAGAGAAACUGGCAGUUUUGGUAUGAAAUUUCGUAUCUUAACUGAAACUUUUGGUUUGGGAACGUUUCUAAUUGUCUUUCUUUCAAAUGUCAUUUUAAAGACAUCACAAAAUUUAGAAUAAUGGUCAAAAAUGGCAAUAAUGAUAAUAAUGGCGAACAAGACCAUUUUCUUAAAAAGCAUGUGGGCGGGGAUGAGAAACUAAUAUACAACAAAUAGUGGCCUAAAUGUUGAAUGUGUUGAGUUACUUUAAUACCAUGGCUAUAAAGUAGACCUGUUUUUGGGAAACCUAAUUAACAGGUGUAUAUUAUAGCCAUGGUUUGUGGCUAUAAUAUACACCUGUUCUUAGCAUACCUUAUAGAAUAUUAUUUGAAUAUUAUUAGAAUAAUAUUAUGCAAAUAUUCAUAUAGUGUUAAAAUAUUAUUCCAAUAUUACUGUAGUUAAUAGGGUUAAGGAUAAAGGGUUGUGAUUGAGGGCCAAGAAUUUUUGUGUGAAACAUACAAUAUAGCCAACAACUGGAUGUCAAUAUUCUAAGGUGCAUAAUCUGGCACAUUAUACCUAAUUAAUGGUUUGUUUAGGAGUCCUUCUUUCAUUGGGCAUUUGGGGUGUUAGAAGGUGAUUCCUUUGGAGCAAUUGAUGUAUACAGCGGUAAAUCAAUGUUGUUUAUGCCAAGAUUUCCUAAGGAGUAUGCUACAUGGAAAGGAACGUAAGUAUAUGAUGGCAAGCACUGUAAACACAAAAUGUUAUAGGAGCCAUAUUUCUCCCCCCUCCCCCCCGCAUUUUCAAGCUUCCAGAGUUCCAAGGGCUCCUGGUUAUUUAUCCACCUAACAUAGUUCUGUUAAUUUAACCACAAUGUCCUGGUCAAAUAUAACCACAUUCCUCUGAUCACCUUAAUUAACCAGGUAGGAAGUGAGAUCAUUGUGAGAUGGUAGGAAGUGAGAUAAUUGUGAGAUGAAAUAACCAGGAAAUGUAACCAGGAAUAUUAAUUUAAACCAAAUAGAAUCAGUGAUGGUUUAGUGCGGGUGGGGUGCAGGGGUGCACACCCAGCAAGAGAGGUGCCACUUUCACUAUAACCCUUCCAGGGGCAAUGUUUCACCCAUUCUAUCUACAGAACACUGCUGUGAGUAGUUCUAAAUUAUUAUGAACUUGGUCAAUGUAGCCUACGUCAUAGACUCAAACUCCUAGGUUGAUGAUCACAUGAUGACUCAGUCUAUUGGUUGAUGAUCACACACCCCCAGAUCUGGCUGGGUCCAUCCCUGCAUGGUUAACCAGGGCAAUUUUAACCAGGGUGUUUUUAGAGUGUAUUCAAAUUGUGAAUGGUGACAUUGUGUACAUUUUAUUUUAAGUAUUCAUCCACCAGAACAUUUCAAGAAGAAAUAUGAAGUUGAUGAAGUGUUUUAUACAGACGAGGUUUGCUUUUAUUUAUUUGUUUAGUAAUGUUUAAUAUUGUAAUUAGAGAAUUUGUCAUGAAAAAACUGCUGAUGCUAAUCAUUAUUAUGGCAUUCCAUGAUUUGUACAUGAACUGCAAGACUAGUGUUUUAUUUUAGAUUGCUGAUGUGCUUAAGAAGAAAAAUCCAUUGUUGACGCUGGUAUGAACAAGAUAAAAUUUUGUUCUUUAAAAGUUGUUCUCUAAAUUAACAUCUGAAUGCAUUUAAUUGUUCAGAAAUUUACAGACCCUAUUAUAUCUGUCAUAUCUGUCUUAUCAAUGUUGUAGUAUGGUAAAAACACAGACAGUGGAGAAUAUUGCCGUGAAGCUGCUUUUGAUGGCAUUGGCAGGUAUAAAUGUUAACAUUUUGGGUGAAAUGGUAAAUAAAUUAAAUAUUGUGGCCUCCAAAACGAUGUUAUGAUAUUAACAAGUCUUUUGUUUUUCAGUUUUAAAGUUGACAACAAAAUUCUCUUUCCUGAGAUUGUGGAAUGGUGAGCAAAGAUUCAAUCCUGCUUUAUUGUUAUUUCAUUCUGCCUUACACCAAACGAUUUUCUAUUUUCACGUGCAAUUUGAAACCAGUUUUCUUCGUAAUUGCAGUCGUGUAAUCAAAACGAAACAAGAAUUGGAAGUGCUUCGUUAUGUCAACAGAAUCAGCAGUGAGGCUCAUAAAAAGGUACUAGAUGAAGUUUACUUGGCGAGUUGGCGUUCCAUGCUGAAAUGGAAAUCUCCCAGACUGAAAAGAUUUAUUUUGCGCAGGAAAUAUUUUUUCCUUGGGAAAAAUGCGCAGAAAUGUUAGAUUUUUUCAAAGAAAAUUUAUGUCAGACCAAGGGAUCAUGCAGUAAGACAGUUUUUUUUCAUGCCGAAAUAGAAAUCAGAAAUGUUCUUGGUUCACAAUUAGUGCAGAUCAGUGGUUGACAAAAGCAUUUUGUGCAGAUUCCUCAGAAAUUAUUUGCAGUUUUCUAUAAUUUGAAAAUUUUGCGCAAAUUUCCGUAAUUGUAAGAAUGUUUGCGUUGGAAAUGAUUUUCCUUCAUAGCCGAAACUUUACAGUCCUGAAGAUGGGAAAUCUCAGACUUUGCUUGUCUAUCAUCUACCAUGAUAUCGUCAAUCAAAAGUUGAACUGGUCCUAAAACGCUCAGAUUGCUUUUUAACGGCAAUCAUGACCUUGUUCUGGAACUUCACGUUGCCGUUGGAGAUAACUUAUUUUCUUUAAUUGUUUACUCAAAAUUUUGUUAUAGAUUAUGAAAAAAAUUAAACCUAACAUGGUCGAAUUUCAGCUUGAAAGGUGAAGAAAAAUUUGGAUUACAAAUUUGACAUUUGAACUAAUAAACCGACAUGAUGUGAAUUUCGCUCUGACUGUAAAGACCUUUUUCAUUACAGUAUGUUUCUUAAUCACUGCUAUUCCCGUGGAGGUUGUCGACAUUCAUCAUAUACGUGUAUUGGUGCAAGGUAGGCCUGAAGCAGUCUUUAUUCAAGCCUCGGAAAACAUGUACUGAUGGUUACGUGCAUAAAUAUAAAAUAUGACAUCAAGCACACUUUGAAUAUGUGGAUAUACUAAGUUUAUUUAGCCUGUGCAUAGCCUGUAAUUCUCGCUAUUUCAGGCUGUGCACAGGCUAAGUAUAUUUGACUGGACUAAGUAUUAUUCCUUGUUACUUUCAGUGGUCCAAAUUCCGCCACCUUACAUUAUGGUCAUGCCGGAGCUCCAAAUAAUCGAACUUUGAGAGACGGAGAUAUGUGGUAAGUUUAUGUGCACGAGAUUACACUGUAGGAGUUUUGACAUAAUAUUUACAGAAAAAAACAAUAAACAUUUUCCUUCAGUUUAUUUGACAUGGGUGGAGAGUAUUACUGCUAUGGCUCAGACAUCACGUGUUCGUUUCCAGUCAACGGAAAGUUCACUGAGAAACAAAAGAAUAUUUAUGAGGCUGUACUUCGAGCAAGCAGGGCUGUGAUGGCAAAAGUGAAACCAGGUAUAUUAACUACUUACGAAACUAAGACACAGCAAAACUGUAGGUAUGAAAUCAGGUCAGAUGACUGAGCAAAUUCGCAACUGGAUGUUUUCACGCAAGAAUUCGUACGGUUAGCUGUGCUGGAAAAAAAUAGGCGUACCCAGUCUUGUAGGAGGUUGCAGCAAAUCAUACGCUAGCCGAAAUUCGACAAAAUGCCGGCCUGAUUGGCGACAUCUCGUCAUGUCAGGUCGAUAAUUGCCGACCUGCAAAAUUAUACUUUCCCGUGGUGAAUUCAGAAAAAAAAAUAUUCUUGUCUUCGCAUAUUUAAACUUAAAAAAUAUGUGUACUAUAAUUUUUCGCAAAAUUUCUUAACCAUAAAUGAAUUUCGACAAAUGACGACAAAUGACGACAAAUGACGACAAAUGACGAAGAGUCGGCAAUUUUUUCAUCCAUCCAAUGACUUUUAAGAAAUGUCGGCAAUAAAUAUGUGAGGCUUAGAUUUGACUUUCCACUAACACUAACCUAUCAGAUGCGUUUAAUGUACUAGAUUAACCAAUCAGAUGCGUUUAAUUUACUCGAUUAACCAAUCAGGUGCGUACAAAGUCCGUGAAAGGUAGUGGAAAUCAAAUCAGAACCUCGCUAUUUAUACUGCAGGAACAUUUUAUUGAAAACGUAAAUUUGCUGACGUGUCGCUGACCUGCUUUCGUUUCAGGUCGGUAAAACUUUGCCCACAAACAAACCUGUUGUCUGUUAUUUUUGUCAUUAGGCGUAUCCUGGCCAGAUAUGCAUCGUCUUGCAAACAGAGUACAACUUGAAGCACUGAAGGAGUGUGGGAUAUUAAAAGGCAACAUUGAUGACAUGGAGAAAGUUCACUUGGGCGCAGUCUUCUUUCCUCACGGCCUUGGUCAUUUCAUGGGUCUCGAUGUACACGAUGUUGGAGGCUACCCUGAGGUGGGUGUAGAAUUGCUAGGGGGGGGGGGGGUUAGGGUGGUACCCACCCACACCAAAUAAUUUCAGAAAAGUACUAACAUUUCCAGCGAGGAGACCGGUGAAAAAUACACAACCCGUCAUCAUGGACAGGUAGUAUUUUGAACUAUCCUGAAUUAUCCAAAUACUCGUACGUUACCCACGAUGAACGUGGUCCACAUGCAUCAUUUCGCUUUCUUUCCUUCUAAGCUCUGUUGGUAGAACUGCCUUUAUUUGCACUAGGGUGUGGAAAGAAUUGAUGAACCAGGUAUUCGAUCAUUACGUACAGGCAGAAUACUGGAAGAAAACAUGGUCUUGACAAUUGAACCUGGAAUAUACUUCAUCGACUAUGUGAGUGCUUGUCUUUUUUCUGGGCUAUUCAGUGAAUCAAACGUCUGCGUUCUAUGUAAAUGAAUAUAAUCCUUAAAUUUUUAUUGGACAGGUUUUAGAUGAGGCAUUAAACAAUCCGGAACAAGCUGCAUUUAUCAAUGAGGAUGUUUUGCAAGAGUACAGAGGCUCUGGAGGGGUAAGAUUUUAUUUCUAGCUACAGUUGUUCGUCUGGACAAUUUGUAAAAUUUUAUUGAAGCAAUCCAGCGAUAAUAGGUUAAGUUACAAGCAAUCCCAUGAGACUUUAACACAAAGGUCAAAUGAUGCGUUUCUCAUGAGAUUUUUUGGUUGAAAUGCCCUGCAUGUGCACUGAAACAUGAUAAAAACCACCUAUUGAACGAUUCGUCUACCUAUCUACUCAAGGUUCGUAUUGAGGACGACAUCAUCGUGACCGCUGACGGAAUGGAACUGAUGACUCGCGUACCACGAACUGUGCAAGAAAUUGAAGAACACAUGUCAGGAGGCGGCGUGUGUUCGUAAGGAUGGCCUGGGAACGAGGUUUAAUGCUUUGAAAUAAUUGAAUGAAAUCGAAGGUAAGACAAUUGUAUUAAGGAACAAUAUCAAAAAUAUUUUUUAUAGUGACACUAAAUUUUCUUAUACAUUGCUAAAUUCAGACCAUAUAGAGAAGUUAUAGUGCAGACUUGAUAGAUCAAAUCAUCAACAUAUGAACGUGACAAGCAAAUUAGCUUUAAUUGGUAAUUAUAUCAGGACAAAUUCAUGGACAACACGAAUUUGCAAAAGCAUAAAUCUAAUUUUGAAAUAAUGUACUUGGUAUAAAAAAUAAAUGCUUUGCAGCAUAUAUCGAUUAUAUCCACAUGCUCGCACACGCCAUUAAAAACAAAUCUAUUAGAUAAUACACUUGUAACAAAAUAUCAACAUUUUACUUUUUUUGCAAAUUAUUUCACAUUAUUUUUCUCUUUUCAUUAUUGUAUUGGAAAUUGUCUUAAUUUUCCUCUUGCUUCCACUUAUGACACUCGGAACUUCAAAUUACGCCAAACUUCGUUCUUAAAGGUUAGUGUCAGGCUCGUGCUUUGUGGGUUGGUGUGGCACAAAUCCAGCCUAGUUCCUCGCCUUUUCCGUUUCGCUCCGCCUUACUAUUUUAGGGUGGUAUUUUGACAAGGUUUGCAGAUUGAAGGAGUCUCCUGUGGAACGGCCGAUCCAGUCACACGAUAAGGCCUGGGACUAGGCUGCCACAAAUCCUUUAAAUUGUUAUCAACGAGCAGCUCGGAAUACUAUAAUGCACAUAUUCAAUGCCUUACACCGUUGAUACAAUUUGUUUAGCGAUGUCUUCUAUACCAGCUCGACAUAUAGGACACUGUUCCAACUUUGUUGCACAACUGUAACAUAUAGUUCUAGAGAAUUACAAAAAAGUACGUAAGUGUUCAGUGUUUCUUGUUACACUAUAAGAAUGUAAAAGUGAUAAAGUGUGUUCAUGAUAUAUAUCAUCUACAGAAAUGAACAAAAACCUCCUUCACAUGUCUUCACACAUUGUGUGUUCGAAUGUCUUCACAUGUCUUCAAACAUUGUCUGUUCAUGAUAUGUAUAUCAUCUUGAGCUUAAGUGUUCAGUGUUUCUUGUUGUUUUCAUAGACAUGAGACACACCAGAGGACUUUAAACUCUGGGGCCGGUUGUAUAAAAACGUAAUUAACUCUAACUGUAGUUAGCGUUAAUCACUGUAGUUAAAUCCUUAACUGUAAUUAGUUAACUACACGACUUAACUGCGUUGCACAAAACGUAGUUAGUCGGAUAGUUAACUAAUCACCAGGCAUUACAUAAAGUAAUUGGCGAAUAACGACCGCUGACAAACAUUUUCAACAUGAUUGUGGACUCGUAUUUUGCAAAUAGGCGGGAAUUUUAUUCAAAACACUAGAAAAACAAUGAAAAAUAUACAAGAAAACAAGGAAAAACCACCCCAAAAAUCAUAAAAGAAUGCAGUUUU